UUUCGAAGAUGGAUCACGCAGUGCAGUGAGUCAAGAAAAGUGUCAGUAAACUCUUGCAAAAACGAAAUAAGUUUCAGGAUUCUUUUGUGGUUUUCUAAGUACAAUAGAACGAAUAAAUCAGUGAAUAUAGUAUCAAUUGAAAGUGUUAUCCUUGUAGAAUAGAUUUAUUGUAGAAAAAAUGGCUUUCCAAUCACCAAUGCCUAGCCAGGAAUUUCUUUGGGAUGUGUUUCAGAGAGUGGAUAAAGAUCGCAGUGGGCAUAUUUCGGCCGAUGAACUGCAGCAAGCCUUAUCAAAUGGCACCUGGAGCCCCUUCAAUCCCGAAACAGUGCGCCUAAUGAUUGGGAUGUUUGACAAGGAGAACAAGGGUACAGUGAGCUUUCAGGAUUUUGGGGCCUUGUGGAAGUACGUGACAGACUGGCAGAAUUGCUUUAGAUCCUUCGACACCGACAAUUCCGGAAACAUCGACCGAAAUGAGCUGAAGACUGCUCUAACAGCUUUUGGCUACCGCCUAUCUGACCAUUUGAUUGGGCUAUUGAUUCGGAAGUUUGAUCGAUACGGUCGUGGGACGAUUCUCUUUGAUGACUUCAUUCAGUGCUGUAUUAUUCUCUACACUCUCACAUCAUCCUUCCGGCAGUACGAUACAGACAUGGAUGGUGUCAUCACAAUCCACUACGAACAAUUCCUCAGCAUGGUGUUCAGCCUAAAGAUAUGAUUUUGUCCCUAUGUUUGAGACAUUUGCACUGGUCUGGUCCGAUUUUCUUCCACACGGAUAUUUCUCCACAACAUGAGAGUUUGCAUCAAAUGCGUCCUUUCUUCUUCUUUCCCAGAAAAUCUCUCGCCAAAAUAUGAAACACUGAUAAUACAAAUGAAAAUAAAACUGAACAUAAUUUAUUCUCUUUGUUAGAGAUCUUAUUAUAUAUAGAUGUUAGGACCACUGAAGUCAAUGGAUUGCAUAUGAAAGAUAUUUUUACAAUUUAUUAUCUGUACAUUUUUUUGUCACUAAGGAUUAAUAAAAUUUAAUUGUGUUAAAGGAACAUA
Molecule: messenger RNA, 1038 nt
Organism: Phlebotomus papatasi
Lineage: Eukaryota; Metazoa; Arthropoda; Insecta; Diptera; Psychodidae
Product: programmed cell death protein 6-like
Exons: 3
Coding region: 179-712 (177 amino acids)
Molecular function (GO): calcium ion binding
Source: RefSeq, a predicted model, not a curated record